Leguminivora glycinivorella is the source of this 2224-nucleotide messenger RNA. Its product is annotated as proton-coupled amino acid transporter-like protein pathetic. The transcript is spliced from 8 exons. Gene Ontology annotation, biological process: amino acid transmembrane transport. The record is from RefSeq and is a predicted model, not a curated record. NCBI's taxonomy places the organism in Eukaryota, Metazoa, Arthropoda, Insecta, Lepidoptera, Tortricidae. The coding region runs from base 411 to 1733 and encodes 440 amino acids. Gene Ontology annotation, molecular function: amino acid transmembrane transporter activity. Gene Ontology annotation, cellular component: vacuolar membrane.
UGAUACUGCCAAUUUUAUUAAGAAAAGUACAAAAAACUUUAUAAACGCAAUCUUUAAAUAAUAGUGUUUUGGAAGUACGACAACUACAAAAUAAAGUAUUGAUUAACAGGCCAUCUGUUCCAAAUAUAUUGAUUUUGAUAUGGUUGAGCCUGGUAGAUAUUGUAAGUAGAUGUAUAGUCUAAUACAUAUAUUACACGUAGUUAAUAGACACUUAAAACAGUUCACUGUAUCAGGACUACUGACUUGAUUAUAUUUAAUAUCUUGAUAUCCUGAGCUUAGCUUGCACUUGUGUUUAGGCGUCGUGGAAAACCAAAGUUAAUCGCCUACCAGGAACAAUAGCAAGGACUGAACUACAUUAGAGUGUUAUAUUUUAAUAGUAAAUUAUAUAGUUAAAUAAAUAAAUUAUAAGUAUGAAAAUGAACGGAGACCCAGUCGAAAAAGCGGAAAAAGAUUACAACCCCUUUGAGCACAGAAAAGUGGAAAAGCCUAAUUCAGAUGCCAGAGCCCUCGCAAAUGUUCUCAAGGCCUCACUGGGGUCUGGCCUGCUGGCUAUGCCCGUGGCAUUUGCCAAUGCUGGUUGGUCGGUUGGCAUCGUUGGCACGAUCAUCAUUGCUUUUAUUUGUGGCCACUGCGUUCACAUAUUUGUGGACACUUCCCGGAGCUGCUGUAAGGCGGAACGGAAACCUCUCCUCAACUACGCCGAGACCUGCAGAGCUGCAUUCGCUAAUGGUCCUAAAAGUGUUAGACGAUAUGCUAAAGCUGCAAGUGUUAUAGCAGAGUUGUCUUUAUUUUUCUCGUACAUGGGAGUCUGCUGCAUAUUUACGGUACUCAUAGCGGAAAAUUUUAAACAGCUCUUCGAUACAUACUAUCCCGUCGUAACUCUUUCAGUGCAAUAUUACUGUCUUAUUUUGCUAGUACCUAUGAGUAUCUUGACACAAAUAAGACAUCUCAAGUGGCUGGCGCCCUUUUCCUUCCUAGCGAACGUAUUAUUGGUCCUUACAUUCGCAAUAUGUCUAUUUUACAUAUUCAAAGAUCCGAUAUCUAUCGAAGGUGUAAGGGCUGUGGGACACGUAUCUAGAUUCCCUGCGUUUUUGUCAACGGUAAUCUUCGCAAUAGAAGGCAUCGGCGUAGUGAUGCCAGUAGAGAACGCUAUGAAAAAGCCCGAGCACUUCCUUGGAUGUCCAAGUGUCCUGGUGAUAGCUGUGGGCAUCAUCAUAGUGUUAUACACUACACUGGGCCUGUUUGGCUACUUCAGAUACGGCGAUUCUGUGAUGGCCACUAUAACGCUCAAUUUACCUGUUAAUGAGUGGCCUGCGAUUUGUGCGAAAGUGUUCAUAGCUUUAUCGAUUUUCCUCACGUAUCCUCUACACUUCUUCGUAGUAGUCGACAUUUUUACAAAAUACGUCAACCCACACGUCAAGAAACAAUACAUGGACAUUGCUCAGAUUUGCAUGAGAAUCUGUAUUGUUUGGUUUUGUGGCGCAGUCGCAAUAGCCUUGCCGAUGAUGGAACAGAUCAUCAACUUCGUUGGCGCUCUAUUUUACUCAAGCUUAGGCCUUAUCAUCCCAGCUAUCGUGGACACCGUUUACCGCUGGCCUGACCUCGGGAAAUACCAGUACAUCCUCUGGAAGAAUUGUCUCAUAAUGCUGUUUGGAUUCAUUUGUUUAGUUUCUGGAUGUGCUGUAACUAUAGGAGACAUCAUUCAGAAUUUGCGUGAGCAAAGUACGGUGUGACAAACAAGACAGUUUAGUAUUAUGGAAUUAAAAAAAGCACCAAACUAUUAAAUCAAACUGGCAAAAAAAAAUGAUAAGAAGAAUUAAUAAAUAACCUCGUACGACUACAUAAGGUUUGAACUUUUAUAUGAAUAAAGAAAGUUCUUAAUUUAAAAGCACAAAAAACUACCAGGGCUCCACGAGGCUGAAGGUUGUAAAGGUGUGGCUUUCAAAUGCAGACUUCAUAUUUCGCUGUCCGCUCAUUCAACGCUGCGUUUAUCGCGUAUCAUCAGAUCAGAAAACGUAAGAAAUGUAAAUUUCUUAUAUUCUGAUUUCUGUUCUCCACGCACGUUGAACACGUUGAAUUUGUCGCCUUAACACACCGUUGGACACAUAAUGGAUAGAUGUGAUGAAUUGAUGAUAUAUACCUUUUGGGUUGUCUCGUUCGUUUUUCGUCACGUUACUAAAUUUGUCCGAUUCUGCUUACAUCAGCCAUUCUUUAUUCGUCACGA